Molecule: messenger RNA, 1052 nt
Organism: Sapajus apella (tufted capuchin)
Lineage: Eukaryota; Metazoa; Chordata; Mammalia; Primates; Cebidae
Gene: KPLCE
Product: chromosome unknown C1orf68 homolog
Exons: 2
Coding region: 53-886 (277 amino acids)
Source: RefSeq, a predicted model, not a curated record
UCUUCCAGUCUUGCUCCUAUCAGCAAAGAGGAUUUUGCAAAGCCACAGAACAAUGUGUGACCAGCAGACACAGCCGCAGUUCCCUCCAUCUUGUGUGAAAGGUUCGGGACUGGGGGCUGGACAGGGUACCAAUGGUGCCUCUGUGAAAUGCCCAGCUCCAUGCCAAACCAAAACUGUCUGCGUGACGGGCCCUGCUCCAUGCCCCACUCAAACCUAUGUGAAGUGCCAAGUUCCAUGCCAGACUCAAACCUACGUGAAGUGCCCAGCUCCCUGCCAGACAACCUAUGUGAAAUGUCCGACUCCCUGCCAAACCUACGUGAAGUGCCCAGCUCCCUGCCAGACAACCUAUGUGAAAUGCCCAGCUCCCUGCCAGACGACCUAUGUGAAAUGCCCAGCUCCCUGCCAAAAGACCUAUGUGAAAUGCCCAACUCCCUGCCAAACUUCUGUCAAGUGCCCAGCUCCCUGCCAGACAACCUACGUCAAAUGUCCAGCUCCUUGCCAGACCCAGACGCGCUAUGUCCAGUGUGCUUCUCCUUGUCAGAGUUACUAUGUUCAAGCUCCUGCAAGUGGCUCGACCUCUGGGUACUGUGUCCCUGAUCCAUGCUCUGCUCCCUGUUCCACCAGCUACUGCUGUCUGGCUCCCCGGACCUUCGGGGUGAGUCCCCUGAGACGCUGGAUUCAGCGACCCCAGGACUGCGACACAGGAUCGUCUGGCUGCUGUGAGAAUUCGGGAAGCUCUGGAGGCUGCGGUUCUGGGGGCUGUGGCUGCGGCUGUGGAUGUAGUAACUGUGGAUGCUGUGGCUCUGGGUUCGGCUGUUUGGGAAUUAUUCCCAUGAGGUCCCGAGGUCCUGCAUGCUGUGACCAUGAGGAUGACUGCUGCUGCUAAACACACAACAGUCCAACUCCAGAAUGCACUGCUCCACCAUCCCUUCUGGAACAUGCACCAGCUUCUGACCCCCUCUCUGUGCUUUGCUUCUCUACCAAGGCAGCCUGCCAGAGUUAGUGCAACCCCCAAACUUUGGCAAGAAUAAAGCUCUGAAUGCAAUUCACGG